Molecule: messenger RNA, 1193 nt
Organism: Mercurialis annua (annual mercury)
Lineage: Eukaryota; Viridiplantae; Streptophyta; Magnoliopsida; Malpighiales; Euphorbiaceae
Product: origin of replication complex subunit 6
Exons: 10
Coding region: 131-988 (285 amino acids)
Biological process (GO): DNA replication; DNA replication initiation
Cellular component (GO): nuclear origin of replication recognition complex
Molecular function (GO): DNA binding
Source: RefSeq, a predicted model, not a curated record
GCCAAACGGUGAAAACUAGAAAAAGAAUUGCCGGCAAAUUGGCGUUUCCCGCCAUCUCCUAUCAGUUUUAAUCUACUCGAAAUGCCAAACCCAUUUCUUCUAUCCAAACAAACCCAUUACCGAUCAGAUCAUGGACCUCUCUGACAUUGCUAAAAAACUUGGUCUCUCCCAACCCAAGCACCUUCUCCGAAAAGCCGCCGAGCUCCGCCGCCUAAUUGAUGUCCAAUUUGAUUCUUCUAUCAUCGGAGUUGGAGAGAUCUGUAAGGCUAUAAUCUGCUUAGAAAUCGCUGCAACAAGGUUUCAAGUGAUUUUUGAUAGGCAAGCUGGUAUUAGAUUGAGCGGAAUGUCCGAGACGGCUUAUAAUAGAUCUUUCAAUUCGCUUCAAAACAGUCUGGGUGUCAAGUCGAAGCUCGAUAUUAGAGAAUUGGGGAUUCAAUUCGGAUGCGUUAGGCUCAUUCCUUUUGUUAAGAAAGGCUUGUCAUUGUACAAGCAGCGGUUUGUUGCAUCAUUGCCUGCCUCAAGACGAGCAACUGCUGAUUUUACCCGCCCUAUCUUUACUGCAGUUGCCUUCUACUUGUGUGCAAAGAAACACAAGCUCAGGAUAGAUAAGUUUAAGCUGAGUGAAGUUUGUGGCUCUUCUGAUACUGAAUUUAAAAGUGUCACCACCUCCAUGAAGGACAUAUGUCAUGAUGUCUUUGGUAUCUCGAAGGAAAAGAAGGAUCCUAGACAAGUCAAAUGCAACCGAGAACUGCUGGAUGUCUUACCCGAGAAAAGAAAAUUUGAGGAUGGUGGUUAUUUAUCUGAUGAUGGAGCAGAGGUUUCAAAGAAGCGUAAAAGAUCAGAGAAAGCUGGUUAUGAAGAUUGGAAAUCCUCUGUUUUGUCAUCCAAUGAGACUAGUCAGGCAAAAGAUCCUUGCAAGCAAACUAAGCAAAGUCGCCUCAGCUUUUUGAGAGAAACUGCCGAAACUACAGGAUUGGAAGCCUUGUAACACAGGCUAUUCUUUUAUUAUACUAGCCAUUAUUCAGUUGAAUUUUUCUUGAACUAGAAAGCAAAACAAAUUGAGACGUUUAAUACUCAAAAAAAUGAAUCACAGCUAUUCUCUUAUGUUCUAAUCACUUUGUUUGUGUAAAAAGAAUAAUUAUUUGUACAUACUCCAAUAUUCAACCAUUUAACUAUAGUCAAUCUUCAAGAAA